AUGUUUCGUCAAUUGGCUAGAAGAGUUGUGGCUCCAUCCGCCAGAUUCACUCCAGCUCCUCUUAUGAGAUCAUCCCUCAGAAACUCCAGUAUAAUCGCUGUCCACAGAGACAUCAAGGAAGAUAACCCAAACAUUCCAUUCGAGUUCAACUCUGAAAACAAGAAGAGAGCCGAUGAAAUUAUCGCCAAACAGUUGGGUUUCACCUCCAUUUCGGUCAUGAACUAUGUUGCCAAGAUGUUAGACAUGCCUCCUAUGAGAGUUUAUGAAGUUGCCACUUUCUAUACCAUGUACAUGAGACAGCCUAUGGGUAAGCACAACAUCCAGGUCUGUACCACCACUCCUUGUCAGUUGUGCGGCUCUGACGAUAUCAUGAAGGCUAUCAAGGACUAUCUUAAAAUCAAGCCUGGCCAGACUACCCCAGACAAGAUGUUCACUUUCCAGGAAGUCGAAUGUUUGGGUGCCUGUGUGAACGCUCCUAUGAUGGCUGUUGACGACGACUACCACGAGGACUUGACCCCAGAGAAGACCGUGGCCAUCUUGAAGACUUUGCAAGAAGGUAAGCCAUUGGAAAAGGCUGGUCCUGUGUCGGGCAGACUCUCCUGUGAGCCAUUCAGCGGUAGAAAGGUGUUGAACUCGCCUGAACCAAACGACGUCCGUAAGUUUACCAGAGCCGAUUUGUAA
Messenger RNA from Candidozyma haemuli, 681 nucleotides. RefSeq lists its product as uncharacterized. The transcript is spliced from 2 exons. The record is from RefSeq and is a predicted model, not a curated record. Lineage: Eukaryota; Fungi; Ascomycota; Pichiomycetes; Serinales; Metschnikowiaceae. Gene Ontology annotation, molecular function: NADH dehydrogenase activity. Bases 1 to 681 code for a protein of 226 amino acids.